AUGGAUCUUGUACAGACAUGGCGGUUGCAGGUGCGGUGUCUGUCCUUCCGGCAGCCUUAUGCCGGCCUGGUUCUGGACGGGGUGAAGACGGUGGAGAGCCGCUGGCGGCCGCUGCUGGCCCCGCUGGAGAACCAGACGCUGGCGGUCCACGUGGCCCGGCGGGACUGGGAGGGGGACGAGUGGAUGGCGGUGCUGAGCGGCCCGCUGGGGAUGAACGGUGCUCAGAUCGAAGCGCUGCUGGAGUCCGGGGAGCGGUUCGGCCGCGGCGUGGUGGCAGGAUUGGUGGAUGUAGGCAGAACCUGGCUCUGCACGGCCUCUCUGAACGGGGUGGAGCUACAGCGUCUGGAGCAGUCAGCCGUGCUGACUGGUCUGGAGGAGAAACACCUGACUCACCUGUCCAACCCUCGCUGGCUGAAGGCAACCGCUAAGAGUGCGAGGAGUCGUGAUCUCUGGACUGUGGAGAUCCCCGAAGAACUGUUACCGUGAUGACACGUACAUAAUCACAAACAUAGGUGUGGCACAGCCGAGAAGCCCAACCCCAUACAGCACCCCCUGCUGGAGGGACCCAGCUCUGAACUGCAGGAAACCUAAAAAUCUCAGCUCUGACAGAGGCCUACAUCCCUAUGUGAGAAUACUGUAAAGUCGAGCUGUGGCACUGACCUCAGGUCAGUUUGCUGUGAGACGCUCUGAGGUCGUCAGCAGACCUGAACUCAUCGGUAGUUUGAUGGAACUUUUAGUUACUUCAGAGUAGUGUAACUUAUGUCAUUAAUUUUCAAACAAAUGUUUCGAUAAAAACACAGAAAGUCCAUUAGCCCCCGCCUCUCAUCUGUCCGUCAGAGCAGGAGGACCAAUCGGACGCUGCAGAGCAAUGAAAGCAGCGGUCAGGAGGCUGCAGUUUGUUCUGCUUAAUUUUAGCGAGUAAGCUCUCUGAAGAUUAAAACUUAAUGCUGCUCGACUGUCACUUAUUGUUUAAAUAAAGGUUUCAAAAUAAAGCAGUGCAGUACGAAGCGAGUUCAGCAUACCCUUCCUGCUCGGUAAGGUAACCCCGGGUUUAACCUGCAUUCACACUGGCAGCAUCACAGGGGGUGUUUCACGGGUCAUGUGACUUUUCCUCCACAGAAAAUGAUCCCUAUGAGUGCCACCUACUUCAGAGACGGUAUCAAAUACAAACCUAUAAAGAACAAAGUAUUCCAGAAAAAAGGCAGCUCUGCAAACAGGUCACAGGAUUUAUGCCAGAGAAGAAACGGGUCAAUAUGCUGGUUUCAGACAGACAGACAGUCUCACAGACAGGAAGCUGAUGUGGAAAUCAGAUCAGAGUGAAAUUAAUGUGACUGAACAGGUAUGGACAGGUGUUCUUGGUGUGUGUGUUUCCAGCAGGUUAGAAUCAAGCAGGACAACAUUUGGACGUUUCUUGCAUCACCGCAGGACUCUGUGCACGUUCAGUCUGAGCUGCUGUAACUUCACAGCUUCAUUCAGAGAAACGUGUUCCCAGCAGAGAGUCUGCAUCACUCUGAGAACAUGCUGGAAAUAAACUGAGGCACUGAACAUCACCUGCUGACAGGUUUAGUUUGUUUCCCCUUAGCUGCAGACACGCUGCUGUUUAAGGGUUUCAGAACAAAGAUUAAAUUUAAAAACAGAAUUCAAACGCAGGCUGAGUCUGCAUACAGAUUUGAUAUGAGGUCAAAUUGUAGGUGUCCUGUUUAGGAUCAUAUUUUAACUC
Molecule: messenger RNA, 1720 nt
Organism: Archocentrus centrarchus (flier cichlid)
Lineage: Eukaryota; Metazoa; Chordata; Actinopteri; Cichliformes; Cichlidae
Source: RefSeq, a predicted model, not a curated record